AUGACAUACUUAGAUCAAAGGUACUUGAGUGAAAGUGCAUGGAAACCCAAUUUGUUCCAAGGUAAAGUUGUUUUCGUUACAGGAGGUGCCGGUUCAAUAUGUCGAGUGCAAACGGAAGCAAUGGUAUUGUUAGGAGCCAAUGCGGCAAUUGUUGGAAGAAACCAGCAGAAAACCGAUGAUGCGGCAAAAGAUAUCCAGUCGCUAAGAAAAGAUGCCAAAGUUGUUUCAUUACCCAAUGUCGACGUUAGAGACGUUAAGCAAUUGGCGAGUGCAGUAGCCAAGACGGUUCAAGAGUUGGGUAGAAUUGAUUUCGUUAUUGCUGGUGCUGCUGGUAACUUUUUAGCCGAUUUCAACCAUUUGUCAUCAAACGCCUUCAAAUCUGUUAUUGAUAUCGAUUUGCUUGGCUCAUUCAACACAGUUAAGGCCUGUUUUGGAGAAUUGAGAAAGAACAAGGGUGCCAUUAUUUUUGUUAGUGCUACUUUGCACUAUUACGGUGUUCCUUUCCAAAUUCACGUUGGAGCUGCCAAGGCUGGAGUUGACGCAUUAUCAAAUGCUCUUGCUGUGGAGCUUGGACCUUUAGGUAUCAGAUCCAAUUGCAUUGCCCCUGGCCCAAUAGACGAUACUGAAGGAAUGUCAAGAUUGGCACGCGGAGGAAAGGAAAGAAUAAUUCAAAAAGUACCUUUACAAAGAAUGGGAACUAAACAAGAUAUAGCAGACGCAACAGUUUAUUUAUUCUCCCCAGCAUCAAGUUAUGUAACGGGUGACGUUCUCGUCGUGGAUGGAGGAAGCUGGCAAGUAUCACAAAGCGCAGCUUCUCAUGAUUACCCAGUUACGUUGAAAAAGUACUUUGACGCUCCAAAAGGUGGGAAAUUGUAG
This is a messenger RNA of Lodderomyces oxycetoniae, 876 nucleotides long. RefSeq lists its product as uncharacterized. Gene Ontology annotation, molecular function: 2,4-dienoyl-CoA reductase (NADPH) activity. Gene Ontology annotation, biological process: fatty acid catabolic process. NCBI's taxonomy places the organism in Eukaryota, Fungi, Ascomycota, Pichiomycetes, Serinales, Debaryomycetaceae. The transcript has a single exon. The record is from RefSeq and is a predicted model, not a curated record. Gene Ontology annotation, cellular component: peroxisome. The coding region runs from base 1 to 876 and encodes 291 amino acids.